GCGUUAGACUCUGCUUUUUGCUUUGCGUUCUUCCCAUUUCUUCUAUUCAAUCUGCUACUGUUUCUGCAGUGAGAAACUCCAGCGACAGCAGCCAUGAAGUUUCGCGCUCUUGUCUUCCUUCUGCUCUUCACCUGCAUGUACCUGAGUGUAGCACAAGGCUCGUUUGACAACUGCUGCCUCGGCUACGUUAAAGAGUUUGGAAAAAGGAUGAAGAAAAACAUUGUCGAUUACAGGAUUCAGGAAACAGAUGGGGACUGCAACAUCAGAGCUGUUGUGUUUACGAUGAAGAAGAGGCGUCCACCAACCAAGGUCUGGACUCUCUGUGCCAACCCUAUGGACGGUUGGGUCCAGGACCAGAUCAAGAAUCUCAAAAGGAAAGCACGGAACUAGGCAAGAAAGCAGCAAGAAGAGAAGAGAAGAGAGCGGUUGUUUCACCUCCCUGUGGGGAUCCAUAUAUCAUCAUUAACCAGAUGAAUUGUGUUUCACUUGAUUAGACAUUUCCUGUUGCUCCAAAUCUUAAAUCAUGUACUCAGUCCUUUAUAACACAAUCAUACUGUACUCUCAAAGUUGUAGCCAGUAUAAACAACAUUUAUAUGAGCCGCCAACACAAUACUGUUCACCCAUCUGUGAUGUGUAAGAAAACUGCAAGAAAUGAGCCACUCUUUGGCAGCUUUAAAUGUGUGUAAAUAUAUAAAUAUAUAUAUAUAUGUGUGGCCCUUGUGUAGAAAAGAAAAAACAAAAAAACAAAAUUCACCUUAGUGAUAAGCUGAGUCUUUUUUUAUACAACAGACUUCCAUAUUUUUGUAUUAGCACUCUCAUUGUACUUUGUGGUUUCCUCAGUGAAAUAAAGAAUUAAUGGAAACUAAAA
Messenger RNA from Cololabis saira (Pacific saury), 868 nucleotides. RefSeq names its product chemokine (C-C motif) ligand 25b (gene ccl25b). The coding region runs from base 94 to 390 and encodes 98 amino acids. NCBI's taxonomy places the organism in Eukaryota, Metazoa, Chordata, Actinopteri, Beloniformes, Belonidae. Gene Ontology annotation, biological process: lymphocyte chemotaxis; cellular response to tumor necrosis factor; neutrophil chemotaxis. The record is from RefSeq and is a predicted model, not a curated record. Gene Ontology annotation, cellular component: extracellular region. The transcript has 4 exons. Gene Ontology annotation, molecular function: chemokine activity; CCR chemokine receptor binding.